This is a messenger RNA of Dioscorea cayenensis subsp. rotundata (Guinea yam), 757 nucleotides long. Its product is annotated as probable histone H2A.3. Lineage: Eukaryota; Viridiplantae; Streptophyta; Magnoliopsida; Dioscoreales; Dioscoreaceae. The coding region runs from base 87 to 494 and encodes 135 amino acids. The record is from RefSeq and is a predicted model, not a curated record. Gene Ontology annotation, cellular component: nucleosome. Gene Ontology annotation, molecular function: protein heterodimerization activity; structural constituent of chromatin; DNA binding. The transcript is spliced from 2 exons.
UUUCCCCCAAAUCAAUUAGUCUCUGUUCCAAAGUCUCGAUUUUUUUCUCUUUAACCCUAACCCUAAACCUAGAUUUCCUUCUCGCAAUGGCUGGGAGAGGCAAGGCUAUUGGAUCCGGGGCUUCUAAGAAGGCGACAUCGAGGAGCAGCAAAGCUGGUCUGCAGUUCCCUGUGGGUAGGAUAGCACGGUUCCUCAAGGCCGGCAAGUAUGCCGAGCGUGUUGGCGCUGGGGCUCCCGUCUACCUUGCCGCUGUUCUCGAAUAUCUUGCUGCCGAGGUUCUUGAAUUGGCUGGCAACGCUGCAAGAGACAACAAGAAGACAAGGAUUGUUCCGAGGCACAUUCAAUUGGCCGUCAGGAACGAUGAAGAGCUCUCAAAACUCUUAGGUACAGUAACCAUUGCUAAUGGUGGAGUGAUGCCCAAUAUUCACAACCUUCUCCUUCCGAAGAAGACUGGUGCUGGGUCAUCCAAGUCUGCUCCUGAUGAUGAUAACUAGAUUAAGAAAAAAUACAACUUGUUUAAUCUUUUAUUUGAUGUAUUAUUAGUUUAGUUAGUUGAUUUGUGGGGGUGGUUGCUGUGGAAAUUGUUUGAUCUUGAGGGGGGUUGUGAUAAGUAUAAUUUGAUAAUGGUGAAUGCUGUGAUGAACAGCUUAAUCAUUUUUAGUCUUUGUUUGUCCAAAUGUGUCUGUUUGAAUGUUUUGUCUUGUUUGUGAGGAGCCAGAGAUUUUGUCAGACUGAAAUUUUACCAUUUCUUUCUGCA